CUAGUAGUUGCCUGGGGUACUUGUUUCUGGCGCUGGGAUGUUGCAUGUUGUGAUCAGCGCAACGCCCCUGCGGAAGAUUUGGUUCUAUCGCCACCACUAGAAGGCACUAUUGUGAGGAAGAAGACAGAAGUGUCGUACUAGGCUGUUUUGCUCAGCUGCGGUUGCAGCUCUGAUCCAGAAUUCUCUGCUCAUCCUUGGAGCUAGCGAAGGCGCGUUCCUGUGCAAGUUUAUGGCCUGGCGGUCGGAACUCAAUUACACAUUUGAUGGCGCUGCCGAUUCAGCCUGGGACGAAGAUCCUCAUGUUCAGGCUGUGCUGAAGAAGGAUUCUGCUUCCGGGCGAGCACCUGGCAGCAUUCUGACGAGGAGGGGCCAAUUCAGCAAUGAAGCAGCCGUGGUUGCUGCAGGGUGCACUCCAGACCUUGCGGAGACGUCUGAGGAGGCGACUGGCAAGUCCUGGGUAGAGCGGGGGCUGCCGUGGGAUGGCCCCCAUCUUCGUGGGGCAAGGCAUGCCAGACAGGAGGACUCCGGCGCUAAGAGCGUGGUAGGAGUGGGCCGAGGUACAGAAAUGAAGCGCAAGGGAGGGCUCUCCAGCUUGGCGGAGUGUGCAGAUGCUGGCUGUUCUAAGAAAGCACAAAGACAGGCAGGGGCAGGUCUGUCUCAGGGCGCCAUGCCUGUCUUGGCAGCUGGGGAGGAGUCAACCACAGCCAGGGGUGCUUCCCUGACGCUGCGCUCGAGGGGCGGGGCAGACCUGCCCGCUUUGGAAGAUGCUACCUCGCCCCGCGUUUCUCUUAGCUCAAAGUCCAUUUCACAUCAGGGGGGCGAUCCGGUUCUGGAUUGCCCUCAGCAUUCUCGCUUAGGCUCCAGCCUCCCAGCCCUGGAUGUCCACAAGGCGGGCUCCCCGCACCAUGAUGGAACGUCGGAGGCGCCCCCCCUGCUCCUGGCCGAUCUGCCCCCCGCCCUGCUGCUGGAGGUCCUGUCGCACCUGCGCGCGCAUGACCUCUCGGUCGUGGCCUGUGUGUCCCGCUUGUUCCGCGGCCUGGCUGCAGAGAGCCAGGGCUGGAAGAACUUCUACUGCGAGAGGUGGCGCCCCGCGCACCCGCUCCAGGGGCCGCCUGCGGAGGGGGCAGAGGCGCAUGUCGCCCCGCAUGGGCGGUCGUGGAAGGAGCUGUACGUGGAGCGCGAGGUGCGCUCGAGUUCCUUGAUCGGCACCUUCCGCGCGGACUUGCUUCACGGCCACACGGCCUCUGCCCGCUGCGUCAAAAUCCUGCCUGGGAGCCCCAUCGUGGCUUCGGGCGGCUACGAUCGAUCGGUGCGCCUCUGGGACCUGGACACGGGCAUGCCGCUCGCCAUGACGGCGCCGCUGGACGAGACGGUGCGGUCAGUGGCAAUCGAUCACGAUUCGCUCGCUGCCGGCACCAGCGACGGGGCCCUCCGCGUGUGGCACGCCUCCAAUGCGUGCUCGCACCUGUUUGACCUGGGCGGGCAGGUCAGCCUGGGCUCCGAGAGCAGCUUUAGCAGCCCGGACAGGUGGUGGGGCCACGGAGGGCCGGUGUCGUGCCUAGCGCUGGAGGAGGGGCGCCUCUACAGCGGGUCCUGGGACAUGACAGCCAAGGUGUGGGCCACUGACGCCUCCUCCGACUCGGUCCUGCGCGUAUUCACGCACCGGGACUGGGUGUGGGCCCUGGUGGUGCGGCGUGGCACACUGUUGAGCACGGCCGGCCCGGACCUGUACCGCUGGGACGUCGAGACGGGGCGCCUGCUCACGCUGCGGCGGCGCGUGCACGGGCAGGCGCACGCGGUGCAGGGCACGCGGUCGGGCCACUUCACCUUCACGGCAGGCGACGACGGCGCCGUGCGCCUCUUCGACGAGAGGCUGCCGAGCAGGAAGGGUAAUGAAAGCGGGGCGGAGGAGGCGGUGGUGGCCUGGCGGCCGCAUGCGGCGGCCAUCAAUGCGCUCGCUUUCGAAGACCCGUGGCUGGUGGCCGCCUCCAGCGACGCCCAGCUGAGCAUGCUGGAUGCCCGGGGGUACAUUCACGGGCCACGCCGCGGGCCUGGCCAUGCCCCGGGUCCCCGGCACCGGGCGCCAGCAGGGCCGUCCGGCGGGCCCGAGACGGGUGCCGUGAGCCGGAGGCUGGGGGCCUUUGCGACAGCCGCGCUGUGCGUGGACCUGGACGGGGUGCGCCUGGUCGCGGGGGGGGAGGGGCCGUCGCACGUGCUCAGAGUGUGGGACUUCUCCCAGGCCUUGGAGAUCGAGCGGCGCGUGCAGGCCUCCCGCCAGAGCCGGCAGCGGCAGCGGCAGAAGAAGCGGCACGACAACCAGGAGUCGGUUGAGCGAACAGCUGCGGGCAGCUCCGCAGGCAGCCGCUGUGGCAAGCAAGAGACGGGCCGGUCUAGCAAAGAGGGGCGCGCGCGUGGGGAUGGGCACCCGCGAUUGCACUUGGCCCGGCCGCAUCCGCUUCCGCGGGAGCCGCUUGCCAAGAUGAGCGUACAUAGCGAGCGGAGUAAGGAGAGGGGCAAAGGACGAGGGGGCGCCUUGAGAGGAGCCGAGAAGGCGAGCUCCGACGAGGUGUGGCAGAUCAAGGGAAGAGGCAGAUGACACAAGGGCGCCCCUGGACGGACAGGUUCUGGCAAUGUACAUGUUUGAGCUACCUGGUAUUCGUGAUGCACUUUCAAGGCUGUUCCUUGUGCCUCCAAUGUGAACUUGACUAGCAGGAGCUGCCCGCAUCCUGUAGGGGCAGUUGGCUUGCAAGUGCCAUAGGGGACGGUGUGCUCUUACACAACAACGUCUCAAUAAGUCGGGCCUGCUCUUAGUAUGUAAUCUGGCUGAAAGUAAGUCGCC
This is a messenger RNA of Klebsormidium nitens, 2839 nucleotides long. NCBI's taxonomy places the organism in Eukaryota, Viridiplantae, Streptophyta, Klebsormidiophyceae, Klebsormidiales, Klebsormidiaceae. The record is from the annotation of a GenBank genome assembly.